Messenger RNA from Scatophagus argus, 4149 nucleotides. It is a transcript of the gene adgrf3b, whose product is annotated as adhesion G protein-coupled receptor F3b. Gene Ontology annotation, biological process: cell surface receptor signaling pathway; G protein-coupled receptor signaling pathway. The record is from RefSeq and is a predicted model, not a curated record. The coding region runs from base 238 to 3288 and encodes 1016 amino acids. The transcript has 18 exons. Gene Ontology annotation, molecular function: G protein-coupled receptor activity. Gene Ontology annotation, cellular component: membrane. Lineage: Eukaryota; Metazoa; Chordata; Actinopteri; Scatophagidae.
AGUGUGUCCCAUAACCCCCAACCCCACCCCACCCAACCCCACCAACACACACAACCCUCAACACACACACUAGCCUAAACCAGUCUUUCUAAGAGGUGUGUUCAUUUACGUCGACCUUACUGAUGUGUACCUGAUAGAUAUGGAGUACAGUCAGAUUUCUGCUUGAUCACUGGAGCAAAACUGACUGGUGAAUUGUCUUCUUUCUGUAUGAUGUAAAGUGUAACGCCAAGAGUAACAAUGUGUUCCAGAGUAUUUAUGUUCCUGAUUGGAACCGUGUAUAUCUGCUUUCAGGUCUUUGCAGCAGAAGAUGUCUACGUUGCUGAGCUGAUGGUUGAGAGUAACAUCACACUGGAAGCCCAGACCAUCUUGUCAAUUUUGAAUACGACAACUGAUCUCCAAGUUACAGAUACUGAUGGAGUUUCUCACACAGUGACACUCUUACACAAUGAACUAGUAGCAGAGUGCCUGAUCAUUGGAGAUGAAUCCACUUGCAACUGCUUAUCUGGAUACACGUGGAGCAAUGAAGUGUGCUAUUCUUACAACUGUUGCAGAGAAAAUACUUGCAACCAAAAUGUGUCCCAUAUUGUACCACUCUGCGUUGCCAAAGUCAAAGUUCAUAUCAAUGGAUCAGUUAUGCUGAGUACAGCCACCUGGGAUUCCUCCAAAACUACCCAAUUGGUAACUGCCUUUGAAGUACUGAAUGGCUUUGAGUACCUGAAUGUAACUGGUCUGAGGCAAAGUGACAGCAUUGUUGACUUUGAGGCAGGAGUCAACGUCAGAUUUCAAACUUCUAAACUUCAAGACAUCGUGACUAAUCUGGAAACCAGUUUUGGAGCUGUACUUUGGGUUGACACUGUAGGAAUGGUCACCAUGGAGUCCCCAAGUAGCACAGUAUGUUACAUGUCCUCUCCAGCGCUGAAGUGUGUGUUUGAGGAGGUCAUGGGAAGCGCUGGCUGGAAUAUGAGCAAGAAGCAUGAGCGCUUUGAGCUCAACACAGGCAGUGUGGUGAAACUGAACUACAGCUGUUCCACAGACAAAUACAAGUCUUGUGUUGCAGUUACACUCCACAGCGUGACAGGGAUUUGGGCAGGUACAUAUGAGUGUGGAUUCACUCGUGGAUCAGUAAGGCAUACGGCCAAGACACACCUGAGUGUGGCACUCCUCCCUGAUGAGAUUAACUUGAAGAUCAACCCUCUUACUGCAGACUGUUCGCUGAGCCCUGACAGUGUUGACAUACAGGUCACUGCCGUCAUCUUAAACAGUUCAGAGAGCUUUGAUGUCUGGUGGAGCUACAUGGGCGUAAGGAAAUCUGAUCUAUUUCACAAAUCGGAUGGAGAUAACUUGGUCUAUGCAUUCAAAGUUCCUCUCAGCUGCAAGAAAACAACUGAAGCACAAUCUGUUACUGUCACUUUUCAAAACUCAAUAUUACAGAAAAAAAGUGCACAAGUGGAUAUCCCAGUAAUUUAUGCGGGUGCAAAAUUUUGCAGUGAAGAAGAGUUAAAUGGUGAGAUUUGGCCAAAAACACCUGAUGGAGACACUGUGAUUAAUCACACAUGUCCAGUGGGCAGGGUUGGUUUUAAGUCACGCACUUGUAUAGGCAGUAUCUGGCAGAUGGUGUUCCACAGCUGCGUCAGCCAAGAGUUGAAAAAAGUCUUAAAUGCUGCAGACAACUUCCUGAAGGGACUUGGGGCUACCCAGAACGUGGCCAUGAAUAUAUUUGAAGGACUUAAGAACCAGUCUGCAUCUGAUUCUGAUUCCAGUGACACUAUCGCUGACGUUAGUGCGUCCAUCAGCGUGCUUAAUCUGAUGGCCAGAGCAACAGAAAACGUUGCCUUGCAGGACGAUGUUUUUCCUGAUUUUGUUGAUGCAGCAAGUAAUAUGUUGAACAAGACCUGGAAUGGGGUGAACGUGUCUACUGUGCAGCACAUGUCAUCAAAUUACCUUGAGUCUGUGGAGGGUCUGGUGAAGAACGUCAAUGUCAACAAGAGCAAUGGAAUUAACAGUCAAAACUUGGAGCUCAAAUUCUGCUCAAGUAGAGACUGCAAUGUGUCGUUGUUUGACAUCAACGUGAAUCUGAACAAGACCACAGGAAUAAUGAAAACGGUUGCUGUGAAAAAUUUAAUGGACAAAUUAAGAAACAACUUUGGCCAAACAGUGCCUACUAGCCUCUUAAUAUCAGCCACACUAGAGAACAGCAAUGACUCUUCUUUAGAAAUUAGACUGGACUUCCCUAGUGAUCGGCUGAAUCCAACCAAACCUUUCUGUGUCUUCUGGAACACCACAGAGAGGGACUGGUCAGAUGCAGGAUGCAUUGUCAAAAUAAGUGAUGUUAACCACACACUCUGCGAGUGCAACCACCUGACUUCAUUCUCUGUCCUCAUGGCCAAGAGUGAUAUUUCCACUGACGUCCUAGAUAUGAUUACUCACGUGGGCCUGGGUGUGUCCAUCUGCUCAUUGCUGAUCUUCCUAAUCAUUGAGUCUCUAGUGUGGUCAGCUGUGGUCAAGACCAACCUUUCACAUUUCCGUCACACAGCCCUGGUGAACAUUGCAACGUUCCUCUUGCUCGCUGACUGCAGUUUCUUGGCUUCUACUUCCCCUGAGUCUCUCAGCAACAACUGGUGCCUAAUUUUGACCAUAUGCAAGCACCUAUUUUUCUUAGCCACAUUCAGCUGGAUGCUGUGCAUGAGUGUCAUGCUUGUCCACCAACUCAUCUUUGUCUUCAGCCCACUGAGGAAAAGAGUCUUCAUGUUCUUCUCCAGCAUCGUAGGUUAUGUUUGCCCAAUCCUAAUAGUGGGAUCUAGCUAUGUGUAUUGCAAAUACACCAAUAAGUCCUACUAUGAUUCAAAAACAUGCUGGCUUGUUUUUGAAAGACUAUUGGAGGGCUCCAUACAUGCUUUCCUCCUCCCUGUGGGAACUGUUAUUUUGACAAAUCUCUUUUCCAUGGUGGUCGUCCUUGUUACUCUGAUGAAGUCCUCUGUCCCAGAUGGCAGUAAGGCAGGUGACAAGGAGACAGCCAAAAGUAUCCUUAAAGUGGUGGUUUUUCUAACACCUGUAUUUGGAGUAACAUGGAUUAUUGGCUUCGCUCUGCUCAUAUUGGAAGAUGACAGUCCCAUGUUAACUGUUGCUAACUACAGUUUCGCCAUCCUCAAUUCCUUCCAGGGCCUUUUCAUUUUACUAACCGGGUGUUUUGGAGAGCAGAAGGUUCGAGAGGAACUGUUAAAGCUCAUAAUGGGAAAAUCAAAAGGAAAGGAGACUUCAACUUCAACCACAUACACAAAAGACAAAUGAAGUCCAAGAUUGUGAUGAUGGAAACAGCAACUCAUGUGUAUGCAGUUCCACUGAUAACCGGCAACAGAACACAUCUUAGAGUUUGAGUUAGAUUAUUACACAAGUGUAAAUGGGUGUCCUCAAACCAAGUUAAUUCUUGAACAAUGAUGUUUGAUAAUAUUUGAUUGAAUUAUUAUUAUUAUUUGUAGUGGUCAUAGUGCUAGUAAUGAUUUUCAUCAUCCUCAGCUGAAUAUGACAAAGAUUUUACAUUCAAUCAAAUUCUGCGACAGGGGAUACUAUGCAAAUAUUACAUACAUUAUAUGUAUAUAUAAGUAUUUCUUCACUUCUCAAGCUUCAUUCUCUCCACUGUAUAAACCACUUUGUGGAUGUUACAUGUCCGUAUAGGUCAUUAUUAUGAGUGCUGACUGUAUAUACGAUAAAACAGACAAGUUUGGCUUGGUUUGAUGAUUUUGUUAAAAAAGACGUGAUAUGAAAUCUGUAUACAUAUAUGUUUUUGACCGCUGUAUGUAUCUAAGUUAUAUGUACAAGAAAUAAUAUGUAAUGAAAUAAAAACAAAGGAAUAUAUUGACUUUUAUUGUUCAUUACAGUGUUCAUGACUGAGAAAUUUCAAUUCAAACUAUACAUUUUUCAGAAGUCAGAAGUCAUUUAGCAAACAACAUUUGAUUAUUUUUAUCAUAAAAUAAAACAAACUCAGGAGACACUAAACUACUGAUGCUAUCCUCCUACAAAAUGUUGUUAGACUAAAACUUGACAGUUGAAAUUUCCCUUGUUUUUUUAGUUCAACUUUUUUCUUUCUGAUGCAGGAUGAAGUGUAGUUUGCAAUUUACUGCUACUAUUGCUUCAUGAUUAAAGUAUUUUGAA